AUGGGACCUGAAAAAGAAAAAGAACAAGAAACGGCUGGUUCUUUUAAUGCCAUGAAUAACUCGCUAUCAGCUACAAACAACGGAAAUGCUAAAGAGAUUAGCAUGAAUAUCAUAAAGGAUUCGACAAGGGUUCAUACACCAAAACCUACGAUAACUCAACAAGUUCAAUCGAUUGCUUCAAACACACUGAAAAGUUUGAGUCCAAACUUUACAUCGUCUGUACCAUAUGAUUCUUCACAAAUUGCGGAGUAUAUAUUAAAUGUUCUACCUGAGAGACCGGGAGAAAACGAGAUUUUUGACAGUUUUCUUAAGAGUAGAGAAAAUAUGACAAUCUAUAAUAUGGAAGAGCGUCCAUCGAAUCCUGUGAAUAUAAAGUCAAGUUCAUCGCCACAUCCGACGAAGAAUGAUAAACACAUUUCUCAGAUUGCAAGCAAAUCUGGACAACAAUUCGCCAAUCAAAAGCGAAGAAUAUCCUCCGGUUAUUUCGGUACAUCUGAUCCUGUGAUUAUUUCUGAUGAAGAUGAGGAGAAGAAUGAGAGGAGAGUAUCAAAAAACACGAAACAAAGUAAUUACAUUUUAUUUUCAAACGAAGAAGAGGAAGACCAUGCAUGGAUUACAGAGAAAGAGAGAAUGGUGAAGCUUUAUUCCCAUAAACUUCAUCUACGUAAACCACGAAUGCAGGACCCCAAUCUUUGUUCUCACGAAAUAGAAUUUCUGUCGGAUUUUGAUGAUGACGAUUAA
This is a messenger RNA of Acaulospora morrowiae, 741 nucleotides long. Lineage: Eukaryota; Fungi; Glomeromycota; Glomeromycetes; Diversisporales; Acaulosporaceae. The record is from the annotation of a GenBank genome assembly.